CAUUGCUGACGCGAGUGUUGAUGUGCUGUAAAUACACUCAUCCACCCCAAUAUUCAGCGCCCAUCUCACUUGAUUCACCCCAUUGCAGUCUUUCUUCCUCAUCUCGACUUCAAACAAACUCACUAUGGCCUCAAAACCGGACCGCUUCCCCGGCUUCACAACCGUCACGGACCAAAUCUUUGUCCGCGAAGGAGAAGAGCCGGCCGACGGCGCACAACCGCCGCCAGGCCAACCAAGGGUCGUCGUCAUCUACAGCUGGGGCGACGCCGUCCCGAAGCACGUCGCCAAGUACGCCGACGGCUUCCGCAAGCUCUUCCCCCACGCGAGACAGAUCGCCGUCCUCGCGCCCAUCCUAAAGGCCCUCGGACAGGACCUCGAGACCCGCGCGAACAACAUGAAGCCCGUCAUUGACCUCACCUACCCGGACGCCAACACGUCGACGACAACGACGACAGCGCCGGACGAAGACGCCGUCCUGCUGCACGUCAUGUCCAAUACCGGCGGCAUCAACUACGCCGGCACCCUCUACGCCUACCAGCAGAAAUACGGCCGCCCCAUGCCGCACCGCCUGUCAUCCUACGACUCGACGCCCGGCAGCGUCGUCCUGACGAGGGCCAACCUCCGCCGCUGGUCCCUCGCCAUGACGCUCGGCACGGCCGGCUGGUUCCCCUGGCCCUUCGUCGUGACGCAGUGCAUCAUGGCCGUCUUCCUGCUGCUCAACCAGGCCUUCGAGUACCUCAUCGGCCGCGAGAGCGCGCCUGUCUUCAGCGUCAAGGCCAUCGGCGACCCCAAGUACGUGUCCAAGGGCUCGCGCAAGCUGUACCUGUACAGCAAGGAGGACCCCCUCAUCGGCUGGGAGGACAUUGAGGCGAACAUGGCCGAGUCCAAGGGCCGGGGCUACGCGUACAACGCCGUCAUGUUCGAGGGGACCGGCCACGUCGGGCACAUGCGCAUGUUUCCCGAUCAGUACUGGGGCGCCAUCGCGGCGGCGUGGGGGGAGACGUGAGAUCUCUCCUCUGGAGGGAUGACAGCGUGAAUGGUGUAGAGUGGGCGGUCUUGUCGGCCAUCGUGAUUGACCUGCUAGGGCUUAUCUUCUGGCGGCGGAGGAUCUAGCCUUUGAUGGACUUCCAGUGAUUUUUGGGCGUAUUGGAGGCUGAAUGGUUUGGGACUUUGAAUAUUGGUGUCGGGGUAUGCAGUGGGUUUACAACUUACACCAACUUCAGCGAUAUGAGAUUUGGCUGUCGACGGCAUCGGUAAGUGACAGCUACACCCAGGUAGCCAAGAGAUAUGGCUAAGGCAUAUAACAAUUUGGGAUAAUCCCGGCAUCUCCAGUUACUUUUCUGCAAGUGACGCUGUUGUAAGCGGGCUGUAUCAUACACUUUGUCUGAUUCGGUGACCAUCCAAUAAUACCAUGACCGGCGGAUUGAUGUUAGACGAAUAAU
Colletotrichum destructivum is the source of this 1442-nucleotide messenger RNA. RefSeq lists its product as uncharacterized. NCBI's taxonomy places the organism in Eukaryota, Fungi, Ascomycota, Sordariomycetes, Glomerellales, Glomerellaceae. Bases 125 to 1006 code for a protein of 293 amino acids. The transcript has a single exon. The record is from RefSeq and is a predicted model, not a curated record.